AUGGUUAUUCCUAAUACCAGCUCCUUUGGUGGAUUUUUCCUGUUGGGCUUCUCUGAGCAGCCUCUGUUAGAGAUGACCCUUUUUGUUAUCACUGUGGUUUUCUACUUGCUGACUCUGCUUGGCAAUAUGGCCAUCAUUAUAUUGGCUCAUCUGGAUCCCCGGCUCCACACCCCAAUGUAUUUUUUCCUCACCCACUUGUCUUUAAUGGACCUCUGCUACACCACCAGCACAGUCCCCCAGCUGCUGUUUAACCUGCAGGGCCCAGGAAAGAUAAUAAGCUAUGGUGGCUGUGUUGGUCAGCUGUACGUGUCCUUGGCCAUGGGUUCCGCAGAAUGCAUUCUCCUUGCAGUCAUGGCUGUGGACCGCUAUAUGGCAGUAUGCCGGCCUUUGCACUAUGCCACUCUCAUGCAUCCACACAUCUGUUGGCAACUGGCAGCCACCACCUGGCUGACUGGCUUGGCUAGCUCACUGGUACAGACUGUGCUCAUCACACGGGUUCCUCUUUGUGGAAGGAAUGUCAUAGACCAUGUCUUCUGUGAAGUACCAGUUCUCCUCAAACUGGCUUGUGUGGAUACCACAUUUAAUCAGAUGGAACUCUUCCUGGUCAGUGCCCUUUUACUCCUGGUGCCUCUCACUCUCAUUCUUAUUUCCUACAGCUGCAUUGGUCAGGCUGUGUGGAAGAUCAAGUCCCAUGAAGGUCGCCAAAAGGCCCUAGGGACUUGCUUCUCCCAUCUGGUGGUGGUGUUUCUCUUCUAUGGCACUGCUAUGGCCGCUUAUCUGCAGCCCACAGCAGCCACCUUCCAGAACCAGGACAAGUUCAUGGCCUUGCUCUAUGGAAUUGUCACCCCAGCUCUAAAUCCCUUCAUCUACACAUUACGUAACAAAGACAUGAAAGGGGCACUGAGGAAGAUGAUAGGGAAAGAUUAA
This is a messenger RNA of Zalophus californianus (California sea lion), 927 nucleotides long. RefSeq names its product putative olfactory receptor 2B8. Gene Ontology annotation, molecular function: olfactory receptor activity; G protein-coupled receptor activity. Lineage: Eukaryota; Metazoa; Chordata; Mammalia; Carnivora; Otariidae. The transcript has a single exon. Bases 1 to 927 code for a protein of 308 amino acids. Gene Ontology annotation, biological process: G protein-coupled receptor signaling pathway. Gene Ontology annotation, cellular component: membrane. The record is from RefSeq and is a predicted model, not a curated record.